AUGAGCCAUUAAUAAAACUCAGGUCUCUGGGGAAACUUCAUCAAUGCAACCUCAUAGAACGAUUACAAGGAUAUCAGUCUCAACCAAGACUUGUUCAAUAGAAUGGUAGUUCCAGCUUGCUUCUAGCAAUGUGCCAGAACUGACAUCGACGUGGUUUUCCUAAACGAAAUGGAGUGCUCUUAUAAAUGCAUGAUCACAUACAAAUAGGCAUUCCACCACCUCAAAGAUCUAGACCUUUGA
Messenger RNA from Stylonychia lemnae, 240 nucleotides. Lineage: Eukaryota; Ciliophora; Spirotrichea; Sporadotrichida; Oxytrichidae. The record is from the annotation of a GenBank genome assembly.